AUGAGUAGUUCAAGCACUACUCCAAAGCCAAGCACUUCCACCUCUAGUACUACUGGUUCGACAUCUACUUCUACUACUUUAAAGAGAAAACCUGCAGGAUUGACCAGCACCGAAGGUAAUAGUGGUACUACAACAACUAAAAAGUCAACAUCAUCAUCAUCACUACCAAAGACACCUAGAUCUGGUAGUUCAACAACAUCAACUUCUUCAUCCUCCUCAGCAACCUCCACACUAAAGAAUCCGUUACUCUCCAAUCAUGGUACAACUACAUCGCUAUCUAAAACAUUCCCUGGACCAAAGAAAGUUACUUCCACUACCUCCACAUCUCUAAGUGGUACACUAAAAGAUAAAUCUUCAACUCUUUCAACAGCAGCGGCAACAACAACUAAAGAACCAACAAAAACAGAUAAGGAUAAAGAUAAAGAUAAUACAACCACUUCAACCACUACAACUACAUCAACAACAGGUGCAACAACAACAACAGCAGCAGCAGCAACAACAACAACAACUAAAGAACCAACAAAAACAAGCAGUAGUAUUAGUUCAUUAAAGAAACCUACUACCAGUUUAAAGACAGGAACAUCAUCAUCAACAACAACGACAUCAUCAAGUAAAUCACAUCAUAAAUCAUUAUCUACUAAUGAUACGACUGUUGUAACACCACUUACCAAAUCGAAAUCAGAUAUAUCAUCACUCAAAAACAAAUCAUCGACAUUAACCAAACCAAUUUCCUCACACUCUACCAACACAUCACUGUCAUCGACUCUUACAAAUCUAUCUUCCACAACAACAGCACCAUCAUUAAAAACACCAAGUAAAUCAUCAUUAUCAUUAUCAUCAGGAUCUAUAUCAGCUCCACCCCUUUCCAUUAGUGAAUUACUUCAUGGAACAACAUCCACUUCUUCAUCUUCAUCAAACAAACCUGUAACAACAUCAACAACAACAACAUCAUCAUCAUCAUCUACUUCUACUUCUACAACACCAAAAGUAGAAUCACCACAACUAACAAGUACACACCACAUUCCAACAACAACAACAACUACAUCAUUGUCAUCAUCACACAAUCCAUCGUCGAAUCUCUCUCACUCUCACUCACAUGCAUCACACUCACUCUCGACAUCGCUAAGCACCGGCAGUAGAAUAGGUCGCUCAACAACCAGCAGUCUCUCCACACCCAAAAGGACAACGACAACAACUAGCAGCAGCAGUUCGACACCACUACGAACCACUAACAAACCACGUAUCUCUGAAGCCAGCACAAGUAGGACCGAUCCUACACAGACCAUUCGUGCACUGCAACGUGAACGUGAGGAACUGAUGAACAAACUACACGAAAUCACCAACCAAUCGGCAGAGAAAGACGUGCUGAUCGUGCAGCUCAAUGCAUCGAUCGAGAAGCUCAAGCUCGAUCUCAAGACGGUGACACACGAGCGUGACACUCACAAGAUGCGCACCAUCAAGCUCGAGCACGAAAAGACAAUGCUCGAAGAGCAAGAAACCGGUCGGCUGAAACAACGUGUCGAAGAGAGCGAAGCCAAGGCAGAGUAUAUGAAUGAGAAAUUCGGUCAACUACUGACGCGUUACCAGACUACACUGACCAGCGUCGAUCAAAAGAUUGCCGCCUACAAAUCGGUCAUCGAGUUAUCACAACAAAAGUUUGCUAGUCUAGAGAGUUUGAAUCAAUCAUUCCAACAGAAUCUAACAAUCUCCAAAGUAGAAAACGAUAAACUCAAGAAGGAGAAUCAACAAUUAAGAUCAUUAACUUCACCAACCAACAUUAACAAUAAUGAAAACAACAACAACAGCAACAACAAUAAUAAUAACAACAGUAAAAGUAAUGGAAACAUACUCAAUGGUGCAUCCGUUUAA
Molecule: messenger RNA, 1869 nt
Organism: Heterostelium album PN500
Lineage: Eukaryota; Evosea; Eumycetozoa; Acytosteliales; Acytosteliaceae
Exons: 1
Coding region: 1-1869 (622 amino acids)
Source: RefSeq, a predicted model, not a curated record